AUGGUUGAUUUCUCUCUUCGAAAGACUAGGAACUAUUGGAAGGGUUCCAAUAGUUCCUCUAAGCAAAACAGUGAAGUAUCUUUAAAGAACGCCGAAAAGAAGAAGCCUGUAACUAAUCCUUAUGCUAAUCUAACUGUACCAAACGCGGCCAACCUACCUACUUUGGAUGCCAAGGAGAGGAAUAAGGCAGCAUCGUCUAUGCAAAGGAGAUUGUCGAUACAUACUGCAAAUUAUACAGCGCCCAAUUUGGAUUAUUCAAUGCCAUUACCCUCUUCUAAUCUAAUUGACCAAGCAAUGGGUGAUGAGCAACCCACAGGGAAGGUGCCUGCUAUCAAUGUAGAUGAUGAAUACGGACAGAGAAAUGGACACUCUAGAUCAGCUACGCCAACGGACAACGAAACGUCAAGACGGCCUGAAACGUUAAGACCCCCUGAGUUGAAUAGAAAGAGAUUGGGUGGAAGUGGGUCAUCAGCGCCUUCGGGAUCUUCAAGAAUGACCAUGGUAGCCCCACUUAACCCUCUAUCUCCAUAUGCCAAUCUAUUUCAUCCAGCAUCGUUAAGAAAAAUCCUAUCGGAUCCACAAUUUAGUGCGAAGAAAUUUAUACAUGAACGAUUAAGUGAAGCCAGCGCUGUGGACAUAGAUCUGUUCACAUCUAAUCUAACUGAAUUAUCAACAGAUGUACAAGAAGAAGUUAAGAGAAAUAUUUAUAAAUCAUACAAUGAAAUCAUCACUGUAAAUAAUGAUCUUCAUGAAGCUAGUGCAGAAUUGAAACAAUUAAGGUCUAGUAUUAGUGAGCUAACCAAGGUUACAGACCAAUUUGUCACAGUUGCGAAAUCGAGAAUACAAAUGGACGAACAACAAAAGAUGUUGCAUACACAAAGACCUUCUUCACCUCAAAAGACACAAUCGAGCUCUCUGUUACCACCAGUUUCUUCUGAUAUUAAUGGCACAAAUCCUAAGCGCGAUAGAACUAGUGUGAUGAUUCUAGAGAAAAUGUGGGACACACAACUAGCGACGUUAUACAAGAAUGUGGAGGGUGCACAAAAGCAUCUUGGCCCAGCUUCUAAUAGGCACCUGUUGAUAGAAUCUUCAGAUUGGACUGAGCUCAAUAUUUCAACACAGAAGCCUUUACAGACAGUUCAACUUUAUAUUUUGAAUGAUGCCGUUUUAGUUGCAGGAAAGACUAAGAAUAAGCAGCAUGAACUAAUAGUAAGUCAAUGUUGUCCUAUUAGAGAUGUAACAAUUUCAACUGACAGGGAAUAUCGAACAAAAUUAAUGUUCAAUUUCGGUAAUUCCAAUACAUGUUUAUAUGAAACAAGAGAUAUAAAUGAAUGCAUGCGUGUCUUAGAUGCUUUCAGGAAAGCGAAGGAUGAUUUAAGAGAUAUUACAGAGAAUGAAAAGGAGAACUCCAAGAGGAUAAAGGAGUCGCUGGUUUACUUACAGAACACUCAGCAAACCCCAGGUCGGGAGGGCUCUAAAAGUCCAGCAAAAAGAAGAAGUAUGGGACUGUCGCCAUCGUCAGCAUCAAGACCACUAUCUGCUUCUAUGGAUCAAUUCAUUUUACAAAAUCUAAGUAUUUCGGUCCACUCAAGAUCAAAAUCUCAUGACUGGAGCUCUUUGUCCCAUAAAUUUAAAUUGGUGGAUAAUCUCAUUGAGGAGGUCGAUAUAGAUCUUGCAAGACUAAAGUUCGAUAGUGCGGUGAAUACUUUGUUGGAAGCAGAAAGUCAGCUUGCGACCAUGAAAGAUCCCACAAAGGAGGAGGAUGCCAUAAUAUUAAAUGUUCUUACAUUAAAACUAGAUCAAAGAAGGGAUGAUAUUUUGACAAAAGUUACACAAAGGAAUCUCUUUAUCAAUGAAAUUGCACAUCUGCGAGAAGGUGUGAAGACUCUAAUCAGGCUUGGGCUUCCUGAGGCAGGACUGGAUUUAUUAUUGCAAAACAAGUCUAAUCUUAUUCAGGAGUUGUUGUUACAGGUUGGAUCGUCAGAACAUCCAUCGCUUUAUUUGACUGAGCUUGCUAUCGUUCGAUUCCAGAUUAUAAAACGUACAGUAAUCGUGUUCCGUGAAUUGUUCCAUAGAGACCACGACAAGUUAUCAUCAAUAUUGGUCAGUUGGUGUAGUCACGAGGUAGAGAAACACUUCAAUCUGGUCAGCAAGCAGUUACUGAACGGGGAUAAACUUUCACCAGAUGCAAUUAGAUACUCCAGGAAGCAGAUUGAUGACUUGAAAACAGUCGGCCUGGACUUCGUCUACAAGCUAGACGAGUUUAUCAAAAAUAACAUCAAUAAGCUGGGCUAG
Molecule: messenger RNA, 2295 nt
Organism: Nakaseomyces glabratus
Lineage: Eukaryota; Fungi; Ascomycota; Saccharomycetes; Saccharomycetales; Saccharomycetaceae
Gene: EXO84
Product: exocyst subunit EXO84
Biological process (GO): exocytosis; intracellular protein localization; Golgi to plasma membrane transport
Cellular component (GO): exocyst
Source: RefSeq, a predicted model, not a curated record